CUUCCGGUGCGGCCGCGCGCGGGCGCAGCGGUGGGAGGCGGCGAGCAGCCGACCGUCUGGUCCCCUGGUCUGCCCGCCCAGGUUGGGGCCUCCAGGCUUGCCUCACCACCAUGUGGCACGAGGCGCGCAAACAUGAGCGCAAGCUGCGAGGCAUGAUGGUAGACUACAAGAAGAGGGCCGAGCGGCGGCGGGAGUACUACGAGAAGAUCAAGAAGGACCCGGCCCAGUUCCUGCAAGUGCACGGCCGAGCCUGCAAGGUACACCUGGAUUCUGCAGUUGCCCUGGCUGCCGAGAGCCCUGUUAACAUGAUGCCCUGGCAGGGGGACACCAACAACAUGAUUGACCGCUUUGAUGUCCGUGCCCACCUGGACUACAUCCCUGACUACACACCCCCGCUGCUCACCACCAUCUCCCCAGAGCAGGAAUCAGACGAGCGGAAAUGCAACUACGAGCGCUACCGAGGCCUGGUGCAGAAUGACUUUGCCGGCAUCUCCGAGGAGCAGUGCUUGUACCAGAUCUACAUUGAUGAGUUGUACGGAGGCCUCCAGAGACCCAGUGAGGAUGAGAAGAAGAAGCUGGCCGAGAAGAAGGCCUCCAUUGGCUACACCUAUGAGGACAGUACGGUGGCCGAGGUAGAGAAGGUGGCGGAGAAGCCUGAGGAAGAGGAGUCACCGGCUGAGGAGGAAAGCAACUCGGAUGAAGAUGAGGUCAUCCCCGACAUCGAUGUGGAAGUGGAUGUGGACGAACUAAACCAAGAGCAGGUGGCAGAUCUCAACAAACAGGCCACAACCUAUGGCAUGGCUGAUGGUGACUUUGUCAGGAUGCUGCGGAAGGACAAGGAGGAGGCGGAAGCCAUCAAACACGCCAAGGCCCUGGAGGAGGAGAAGGCCAUGUACUCGGGUCGUCGCUCCCGGCGUCAGCGGAGAGAGUUUCGAGAGAAGCGAUUGAGGGGACGCAAGAUCAGCCCUCCCAGCUAUGCCCGCCGAGACAGCCCCACCUAUGACCCUUACAAGCGGUCGCCCUCGGAAUCCAGCUCAGAGUCCCGCUCCCGCUCCCGCUCCCCGACUCCUGGCCGGGAGGAGAAGAUCACAUUCAUCACCAGUUUUGGGGGCAGCGACGAGGAGGCAGCCGCAGCUGCAGCUGCUGCAGCCGCGUCAGGGGCCGCCACAGGGAAGCCCCCCGCAGCCCCCCAGCCUGGCGGCCCCGCACCGGGACGCAAUACCAGCGCCCGCCGCCGCUCCUCCUCCUCCUCUUCUGCUUCGAGGACCUCCAGCUCCCGCUCCCGCUCCAGCUCCAGCUCCCGCUCUCGCCGUGGCGGCGGGGGCCACUACCGCUCUGGUCGCCAUGCCCGCUCCCGUUCCCGCUCCUGGUCCCGCUCUCGCUCCCGUUCCCGGCGCUACUCCCGGUCCCGCAGCCGGGGCCGGCGGCACUCAGGUGGCGGCUCCCGUGAUGGACACCGCUACUCCCGAUCGCCCACCCGGCGUCCUGGCUACGGGCCACGACGCAGAAGCAGGAGCCGUUCCCGCUCAGGAGAUCGCUACCGGCGGGGCGGCCGGGGCCCAAGGCACCACAGCAGCAGUCGCAGCAGCUGGUCCCUCAGCCCAUCCCGCAGCCGCAGCCUGACGCGCAGCCGCAGCCCCAGCCCGAGCCCCAGCCCCAGCCGCAGCCGCAGCCGCAGCCGCACGCAGAGCCAUUCGCCAUCACCUCCGAGGGAGAAGCUGACAAGGCCGGCAGCAUCUCCCGCUGUGGGCGAGAAGCUGAAAAAGACUGAACCUGCCGCUGGUAAAGAGACAGGAGCUGCCAAACCCAAGCUGACACCGCAGGAGAAGCUGAAGCUGAGGAUGCAAAAGGCGCUGAACAGGCAAUUCAAGGCGGAUAAGAAGGCAGCUCAGGAGAAGAUGAUCCAACAGGAGCACGAGCGGCAGGAGCGGGAGGACGAGCUCCGAGCCAUGGCACGCAAGAUCCGAAUGAAGGAGCGGGAGCGCAGAGAGAAGGAGCGAGAAGAGUGGGAGCGCCAGUACAGCCGGCAGAGCCGCUCACCCUCGCCCCGUUACAGCCGGGAAUACAGUUCUUCCAGAAGCAGGCGCUCGAGGUCCCGCUCCCGGAGCCCCCACUACCGGCACUAGGCGGGGGAGGCUGGAAUUGGGACACUGCUGUUUCUCUCCAAUGAAAUAAAGUCAGACACUAUUUAAUUCCC
Molecule: messenger RNA, 2197 nt
Organism: Ochotona princeps (American pika)
Lineage: Eukaryota; Metazoa; Chordata; Mammalia; Lagomorpha; Ochotonidae
Gene: CLASRP
Product: CLK4 associating serine/arginine rich protein
Exons: 21
Coding region: 111-2126 (671 amino acids)
Source: RefSeq, a predicted model, not a curated record